UUGUGUCUAAAUUCCAACCAAGUUGAUAACACUAUAUCUAAUUUCAAAGGUCAUGAAUUUUGGGAUAGUAACUUUCUUCAACAAUGCAUUUUUCCCAUAAACAAACCAUCAGGUCACUCCUGCUAUACAUAUCGCAUUGAGUUUGAAUACGUAAAGCUGGAAGUACUUAGCUCUGAUCCGAUUCUCCUUGUUUAUCACAACUUUGUACCAAUGCGAGAUAUAAAGGGAUUCUUGGCAGAUGCAGAGUCUAAAGCGAUGGAACAACUUGUAGCAAACGGAAGUGAGAUGGAUCAUGAAGAAACCGACGCAGUUAGAGUAGUUUUUCGAAAGAUAGAAAAAUCAAUUCCCGCAGUGGAUUUCAAAAGAAGCGAGAUCUGGGAGGUCUCAUCAUACUUGCCCGGGGGUCAUUAUGCACCUCACUACGACUACAUCGACUACAAGGAAGGAAGGCAUUGGGAUCAAGAUAUGCGAGAUUUUGGAGGACGUUUUGCAACUCUCCUUCUAAUUUUGCAAACAGCAACGAGAGGCGGAGGUCUAUUUCGACAAUCAUACAAUCUAAGCCUAUCAAUUUUUUUAGAAACUGUGUUUCCAUCGUUGUCCCACACUAUUAGUCCCAAACCUGGAGAUAUUCUUUUUUGGACGAACAUAGACAGAAUAGGAAAUAAAGUAAGUUAAUA
Molecule: messenger RNA, 677 nt
Organism: Strongylus vulgaris
Lineage: Eukaryota; Metazoa; Nematoda; Chromadorea; Rhabditida; Strongylidae
Source: the annotation of a GenBank genome assembly